AUGGACGUCACCGAUUUUUUCACCGGCGAAAUAGCGACGGAGCUACUAAAACAGCUCGUUCUGAUCUCCGCCAAAGCGUGGAAAUACAAAAGCAUCGCCGACAGGCUCAUCAUCUUGAUCGAGACCAUCCAGCCCACGAUCCACGAGAUCCAGUACAGCGGCGUGGAGCUCCCUCCACACCGCCAAGCUCAAAUCGGUAUGCUCGCUGGUACCUUAGAGAAAGGCAAGAAACUCACGGAGAGAGUCUUGAGCUCUCGUCGAUGGAACAUGUAUCGACAGUUCACACUAGCGAAGAAGAUGGAGAAGCUGGAGAAGACGAUAUCUGAUUUUAUGAAGAAUCAGAUAUUGACUCAUAUCUUAGCCGAUGUUCAUCAGCACCGUGCUAACGCCGAUGUGAGGUUUGAUAGAGUUGAGAGGAGCCUCACUGGCCUCGAGGAGCAGUUGGGUUCGAUGAAGAUCGGAGGAGGAGGGAUGAUAACAGAUGCGAUGAAGAUAGCUGAGGCUACGAUGGAGAUUGAGACGAGCAGUGACGAUGAGAAGUUUGGGGUUGGGUUGGAGAUGGGAAAGAGGAAGGUGAAGAAGAUGAUGUUCAACGCUGAAGGAGGGCUUUUUGGGAUUAGUGGCAUGGGUGGUGUCGGUAAGACAACUCUUGCUAGAGACCUUGAACAUGACAACGAAGUCCGAUGUUACUUCGAGAACAGGAUUUUGUUUCUGACUGUAUCACAAUCCCCGAUUCUUGACGAGCUGAGAACACGUAUAUGGGGGUUUUUAACUGGUUGUGAAAGUGUAAAUAAUGUUCCGGACUGGAAUUUACAGUAUAACGGUGGGGUUAAAACAAAGAAGCUGGUGAUUCUUGAUGAUGUUUGGACAAGAAAAGCUUUGGACAGCUUGACUUCUAACCUUCCUAGUUGCACAAUUCUUGUUGUUUCACGGUCCAAACUUGCAGAUCCUAAUGCUACUUAUGAUGUGGAAGUACUAAGGGAAGAUGAAGCUAUCUCUCUCUUCUGUCUCUGUGCGUUUGGUCAGAAAACUAUCCCUCCUGGUUUCGACAAAGACCUUGUUAAGAAGGUUGCUGGUGAGUGUAAAGGUCUACCUUUGGCUCUCAAAGUUACGGGCGCUUCACUAAAAGACCGCCCUGAAAUGUAUUGGCAGGGCGCAUUGCAGAGGUUAUCAAAAGGUGAACCUGCUGAUGAAACUCACGAGACUAGAUUGCUUCUUCACAUGGAAGCUAGUCUAACAGGUCUAGACGAGACAGCCAGAGAGUGUUUCUUGGAUCUUGGUGCAUUCCCUGAAGACAGGAAGAUUCCUGUUGAUAUUCUCAUCAACAUGUGGAUUGAAGUACAUGAUCUAGACGAGGCAGUUGCUUUUGCCACUCUUGUUGAUUUGUCACACAAGAAUCUCCUUACUCUUGGGAAAGAUCCACGGCUUGGUUCUACGUAUGCAAGCUACUAUGAUGUAUUUGUGACACAGCAUGAUGUUCUGCGAGACUUGGCACUUCAUUUAUCCAACAAAGGGAAAAUAAACAGAAGAAAGCGAUUGCUGAUGCCGAAAAGAGAGAAAGAGCUUCCAAAAACAUGGGGAAAGAACUGUGAUGAGGAAUACAAUGCUGAGAUAGUCUCUAUUCAUACAUGGGAAAUGGAUGACAUGGACUGGUCUGACUUUGACAUGGACUUCCCUAAGGCAGAGGUUCUGUUGCUGAAUUUCUCUUCAGACAAGUAUGUUUUGCCUCCUUUCCUCAGCAAGAUGACCCGGCUUAAGGUCCUGGUGAUCAUCAACAACGGCAUGUCCCCUGCGAUUCUCCGUGACUUUUCAAUGUUUGCCAACUUGUCGAAACUAAGGAGUCUCUGGCUCGAGAGAGUUCACGUCCCUGAGCUCUACAACACAACAAUCCCCAUGAAACAUCUCCACAAGAUGUCUCUGAUUCUCUGCAAGAUCAAUAACAGUUUUGAUCAGACCGGAGUUGACGUCUCCAGUAUCUUCCCAAAGCUGGGAGAUCUGACGAUAGAUCACUGUGAUGAUCUCGUGACACUGCCUUCAAGCAUUUGCAAAAUGACCUCUCUUAACUCAUUAAGCAUAACAAACUGUCCACGCCUCGGUGAAUUGCCUAAGAACCUCAGCAAGCUACUAGCUCUUGAGCUUCUGAGGCUAUAUGCUUGCCCCGAGCUAAAGGCGUUGCCUGAUGAAAUCUGUGAGCUUCCUCAGCUUAAAUACCUCGACAUCUCACAAUGCGUCAGCAUGAGUUGUCUUCCGGAGGAUAUAGGGAAGCUGAAGACGCUUGAGAAGAUCGACAUGAGGGAAUGCUAUAUCUCUGGUAGAGUGAAGUCGGCCGUUUCGUUGGAGUCUCUACGCCAUGUGAUUUGCGAUAAGGACGUUGCGUUUAUAUGGGAAGAAGUUGAGAGGGCUGUCCCAGGGUUAAAGGUUGAAGCUGCUGAGAAAUGUUUCAGUUUAGAUUGGCUCGACGAGUAAAACCGUAGACUCACUGAGAAAUUGUAACUUGUUUAAGAGGUUAGUGUAAGCUUCUCCUAGUAUUUAGUUAAAAUUAUGCUUUUGUAAUAAGGUCUCUCUGUACAGUUUCCACCAACUUAAUCUUUGUAUUAGAUCUCGAUUAAAAGGGUUAUAUAUAAAUUCUGCAGUUUAAAAACCAAAA
Messenger RNA from Brassica rapa (field mustard), 2647 nucleotides. Its product is annotated as probable disease resistance protein At4g33300. Lineage: Eukaryota; Viridiplantae; Streptophyta; Magnoliopsida; Brassicales; Brassicaceae. Gene Ontology annotation, molecular function: ADP binding. The record is from RefSeq and is a predicted model, not a curated record.